This is a messenger RNA of Pygocentrus nattereri (red-bellied piranha), 2260 nucleotides long. RefSeq names its product sodium-dependent neutral amino acid transporter B(0)AT3-like. NCBI's taxonomy places the organism in Eukaryota, Metazoa, Chordata, Actinopteri, Characiformes, Serrasalmidae. The coding region runs from base 37 to 1923 and encodes 628 amino acids. The record is from RefSeq and is a predicted model, not a curated record. The transcript is spliced from 12 exons. Gene Ontology annotation, biological process: sodium ion transmembrane transport. Gene Ontology annotation, cellular component: plasma membrane.
CUGAGGAUCAGAGAGGCUUUCAGUGCCGAGAGUAAAAUGAGCGAGAAGACGGACGUGCCGGGGAGCGUGAAGGGUGCCGAGCUGAGCCGAGCGCCAGAUGAAGCCGCCAAGGCCGAGGAGCGCCCCAAAUGGGACAACAAGGUCCAGUACCUGCUCACCUGCAUUGGAUUUGCGGUGGGUUUGGGGAACGUGUGGCGCUUUCCGUACCUGUGCCAGGUCUAUGGAGGAGGUGCGUUCCUGAUCCCGUACCUCAUAGCUCUGGUGUUUGAAGGCCUGCCGCUGCUUCACAUGGAGCUGGCCAUCGGACAGAGGCUUCGCACAGGCAGCAUCGGCGUGUGGACCUCAAUCUCACCUUAUCUCAGCGGAGUAGGUGUGGCUUCCAUGACGGUGUCUUUCCUAGUGGGUCUGUUCUACAACACUAUCCUGGCCUGGGUUCUGUGGUACUUCUUCCACUCCUUUCAGAACCCACUGCCCUGGCAAAGCUGCCCAGUCAACGCCAACCGCACGGGUCAUGUGGAGGAGUGUCAGAAGAGCACGGCGGUGAAUUAUUUCUGGUACAGAGACACGCUGAACAUCACUCCAAACAUCGAGGUCAGUGGAGACCUGCAGUGGUGGCUGGUGGUGUGUUUGGCCUCAGCUUGGUGUAUCGUCUACAUCUGCUUCAUCCGCGGCAUUGAGACCAUCGGCAAGGCCGUAUACGUCACAGCCACGUUUCCUUAUCUGGUGCUGACCAUCUUCCUGAUCCGAGCUUUGACUCUUCCAGGCGCCACCAUCGGCCUGCGCCACCUCUUCACCCCCAAUUGGGAAACGCUGAAGAACCCGACCGUGUGGCUGGACGCCGCCACUCAGAUCUUCUUCUCCCUGUCUCUGGCUUUCGGGGGACUCAUCGCAUUUUCCAGUUACAACCCACAAAAAAACAACUGCGAGCGAGACGCUCUAAUCGUGGGCUGCAUCAACAGCGCUACGUCAAUCUACGCGUCUAUACCCAUUUUUUCCAUCCUGGGAUUUAAAGCACUGUCCAACUAUAACGACUGCCUAAACGGAAACAUUCAGCUGCUGAUGAACACCUUUAACAUAGCUGACGGGAACAUCACAGAGGAGAACUACGAGAAAUGGCUGCGGCAUCUUAACUCUACUGAUCCAAACCAGGUGGCAGAGCUUGAUCUGAAGACAUGUGAUCUCCAAGCUUUACUGGACCAGAGCGCCUCGGGUACCGGCUUGGCCUUCAUCGUGUUCACGGAGGCGGUGAUAAAAAUGCCCGGGUCGCAGGUUUGGGCCGUCCUCUUCUUCAUCAUGCUCUUCAGCCUGGGCCUCUCCUCGAUGUUUGGAAACAUGGAGGGGGUCCUGACCCCCCUGCUGGACCUCCACCUGGUGCCCAAGUGUAUUCCGAAGGAGAUUUUCACAGGCCUGAUCUGCGUGGUCUCCUUCAUCGUCGCCCUCAUCUUCACUCUGGGCUCAGGGAAUUACUGGCUGGAGAUCUUUAAUAACUACGUGGGCUCCCUGCCUCUGCUGGUCAUCGCCUUCUUCGAGAUUACAGCCGUCAGCUACAUCUAUGGAGCCACGAGGUUCAGCGAUGAUGUCGAGUGGAUGACAGGACGCAGGCCCAACCUCUACUGGCAGGUCACGUGGAGGGUCAUCAGCCCGCUGAUGCUUCUGGUGGUCUUUCUGGCCUAUGUGGUGGUGCAGGCCCAGGAGAAGCCCACCUACGAGGCGUGGAACCCAGACUAUGUGGGCUUCCCGGCCCCUGAAGUGCUGAUGUAUCCAGGCUGGGUCUACGCCAUCUGCAUUCUCCUGGCUGCCGUUCCCUGCUUACUCAUCCCACUCGGAGCGCUGUAUCGGCUCAUUGGGUUCUUGCGGAAAUGCGCGGCGGACAGACGGCCCAACAGCGGUUACGAUAACGAAGGAUACGUGGUGGAAAUCUAGAGAUAUGAACCAAGUUCUGAGUGGACAAUAACUCGCUCUACAGGAAAACCACUGACCUCUACUGGAGACGCAGCAUCUGUACUGAGUUCUGCUAAACCAUGAAGAUGUUUAAUGACGCGGUAUUUAAAGGCGGCCUGUGUGGAUCAUUUCAAUGAAUGAGCUCAAACUGACCUCCCACAGUAAAAAGCCUGUUUAAAAACCUACGGAUCUGUUUAAACCGAGGGCAUUAAUAUGAUAUUAAUAAGCUAAAUAUACACACAAUCAUCAUUUAUAGGGUACUUUCUACUGGGAGUCUGUCCCAAACCCUGAGCCCCUAAAUUUACACUUCUGAAAAUAA